Gigantopelta aegis is the source of this 2898-nucleotide messenger RNA. Its product is annotated as ATP-binding cassette sub-family B member 6, mitochondrial-like. The transcript has 20 exons. Gene Ontology annotation, molecular function: ABC-type heme transporter activity; ATP hydrolysis activity; ATP binding. Bases 163 to 2718 code for a protein of 851 amino acids. NCBI's taxonomy places the organism in Eukaryota, Metazoa, Mollusca, Gastropoda, Neomphalida, Peltospiridae. Gene Ontology annotation, cellular component: membrane. The record is from RefSeq and is a predicted model, not a curated record. Gene Ontology annotation, biological process: heme transport; transmembrane transport.
CCGAAACGUGCUUUGUCAUAGUUUGUGCUAUGGCAAACUUAUGGGUGUGGAAAAGCAUUAAAUAAUACUGUUUAAUAACUUCAUGACUCAUCACUAGAAGCGUUUCGUUAGCUGAUCCCUAAAUUGAUUGGCUGUGAAUCUUGAAUUCACCGGUGAUUCAACAUGCAGUACUGUGAUAACAUUACCACCUGGGCCAACCUGUGGCAUGCAGAUGGCAUCAACAGGUGUUUCCUUGAAACCCUUUCCACUGGAAUUCUUCUCUCGUUCAUUGCUAUAUGUGGUAUUGUGCAGUGUGUGGUGUACGGCCGGUAUUCGAUGAGUAUUGACAAGAAGCUCGUGCGGACUAGCUUUGGCUACGUGGUCCAGAUCGCUGUUAGCACCAUACUGAUGUUUGAGCCGCUGGUUCGCAUGAUUCUUGAAGACACGAUGGUCGGUCAGUCAUCUCUCUAUGGUUACCAGGUGUUAAAUGCCGUUGCCAUGAUGGUCGCCUGGAUUUUCUCUCUACGACUUAUUGUGCUGGAACGCAAGUCUGCUCUACCGUCUGUUCCCACACGAGGACACGGUCUGGUGCUCUUGGUGUUUUGGAGUUUGGCAUUUGUGCGGGAAAACCUAGCUUUCAUCUCAUGGUGGAGUCAUUCGUGGUGGUGGUAUUUGGACAGUACCUAUGACAACAUGGAGUUUGGACUGUGGAUUGUGCGUUACGUCUGUACACUGUGGCUGUUCAUGUCGGGCUUCUGGGCUCCAGGUCUCGUGUCAUCACUUCAUUAUUCAAGGCUAGAUGCCGAGGCGGGGGAGAGGCAUGGCCAGGCAGCGUCGACAUGGUCGAACAUCCUGCAGAAGCUGAAGAUGAUGAUGCCGUAUGUGUGGCCGAAACACAACCCGUUCCUGCAGCUGACCGUCUUCUUCUGUGUCCUCAUCCUCGUGGCCGGGCGCGUCAUCAACGUCUUCGUCCCCAUCUACAGCAAGUACAUCAUAAACAGUCUGACCACAGAGAGGUCUCCGCGAGUUGCUCAGGAUGGCACGACGGUCGACCCCCCUGGAGGAAGGCUGGACUUCCGGUGGGACUUCAUCAUGAUUUACGUCGCUCUCCUCUUCCUUCGCGGCGGGGCAACAGGGACGACUGGUUUCCUCAACAAUGUUCGUAGCUUCCUGUGGAUCAAGGUCCAGCAGUAUACAACUCGCCAUAUCCAAGUGAAACUUCUUCGUCAUCUACACUCUUUGUCUCUGCGCUGGCACUUGGGUAGAAAGACAGGGGAGGUUUUGAGAGUUGUCGACCGAGGAACGAACAGCAUCAACAACUUACUGAAUUACGUGGUGUUCCAGAUCCUUCCCACCAUUGUGGAUAUUCUCAUAGCUGUCAUCUACUUCAUCACAGAGUUUGACUACAUCUUUGGCCUUGUCGUCUUUGCCUGCAUGGCGCUCUACUUAACUGUAACUAUAGUGGUGACCGAAUGGCGUACGAAGUUUCGCCGCGAGACGAACCGACUCGACAAUGAAGCGAAUGGGAAGGCCGUGGAUUCACUCCUUAACUUCGAGACUGUGAAGUAUUAUGGAGCUUCUGAUUUUGAAACCGCAAGAUAUGAUGAUGCGAUUAAAAAAUUCCAGCAAAUGGAAUGGAAGUCAACAGCCAGUCUGAAUCUGUUGAACACGGCACAAAACAUUGUUGUUACGAUUGGUUACAUGUCUGGAUCGUUACUCUGUGCGUACGCUGUGGUCUAUGGGUUAAACAACCUGCAUCUGACGGUGGGAGAUUACGUUCUCUUUGGAACAUACAUUGCUCAGUUGUAUGCCCCACUCAACUGGCUCGGAACCUACUACAGGAUGAUACAGCAGGCUUUCAUUGAUAUGGAGAACAUGUUUGACCUGUUACAGGAGGACCAGGAGGUCAAAGAUAUACCAGAUGCCAACAAUAUUGUGAUAAAACAUGGAGAAAUAGUGUUCAAAAAUGUGUGUUUCCAUUACGAGCCUAGCCGUCCCAUUUUGAAAAACAUAACUUUUGUUGUUCCAUCUGGUCAGACAUUUGCUUUGGUGGGCCACACUGGCAGUGGGAAAAGCACCAUUGUUCGUCUUCUCUUCCGGUUCUACGACGUCACAUCUGGAGUUAUUAAAGUAGAUGGACAAGACAUUUCACUUGUUACACAGCAGUCACUACGAGAACACAUUGGUGUUGUGCCUCAAGAUACAGUGCUAUUCAACAGUGAUAUUAGAUAUAAUAUUCGAUAUGGGAAAGUUCAGGCUAGUGAUGCAGAUGUUGAAGAGGCGGCCAGGUCAGCAGACAUCCACAACAGAAUCAUCUCAUUUCCAAAAGGAUAUGAAACAUUGGUGGGAGAAAGAGGCUUGAAGCUGAGUGGUGGAGAAAAACAGCGCGUGGCCAUUGCCAGGACGAUACUUAAAGCUCCUGACAUUGUGAUGCUGGACGAGGCAACAUCUGCACUUGAUACGAAAACUGAACGUAAUAUCCAGGAUGCCCUGGCAAAAGUGUCUGAAAACAAAACGACCAUCGUAGUGGCACACAGAUUAUCAACAGUCAUCAAUUCAGAUCAAAUUCUCGUUCUCAGUGAAGGAGAAAUUGUGGAGCGUGGCACUCAUGAAGAACUAAUUGAAAAAGAUGGUGUGUAUGCUGACAUGUGGAGACAACAGCAGACAAAACGAGAAAAUGAAGAAAAUGACGACAAUGCUGAAAAUGCCUCCGUUAGUAGCGAGAAACCAGCCAGUUGAUGAAAACCGACAGUUUCCUGGCCAGCAUUAAGUCUUAACAGUUAACGGAAACAAUAACAGGUUCCUGAUGUGUAAUAAACUGCUGAUGGAAAUAAUGGAAUUUCUAAUUAGUUUUGAGAAAAUGAUCUGAUGAAAACGGAGAAAUGUCUAGUAUUUUGAGUGAAUAGAAAAAUGAACUUU